UCACUCUCCACCCCCACAAAAAAAUAGAAAUUUAAAAAAAAAAAAAAAAGACAUAUACAAAGGUGGUUUCUCUGCUGCAACACAGCAAACUCGAUCAUGGCAAUCUCAGUAGCACUUAAGGUUGCAUGCAUUGUGGUGAUGUGCAUGGUAGUGGGUGCACCAUUAGCCCAGGCAAUCACAUGUGGACAAGUGGCAAGCAGUGUAGCACCGUGCAUCAACUACCUCAAGACUGGUGGACCUGUUCCUCCUCCAUGCUGCAAUGGUGUCCGAGCUCUCAACAACGCCGCCAAAACCACACCUGAUCGCCAAGCCACUUGCAACUGCUUGGUUAACUCCGCUAAGAGCAUCCCUGGUCUCCAACCCAACCUCAUCGCCGGCCUUCCCGGUGCUUGUGGGGUUAAUCUUCCUUUUAAGAUUACCCCAUCCACCAACUGCGCCAACAUCAAGUGAAGUGGCACGGGAUAUGGGUGUGGAAAGAAUAAAGUUGAGUGCGUUUGGAGAUUGAUCUCAUUGGCUCUCUGAUCGUCAGGAUAUAUUUUAGUGUCUUUGUCUCAUUGCUAGUUGUUGUUUUCAUCAAAAUUUAAUGUCGGUUUUUACGUUGGUACCUAGCUAGUGUAGUACUUUAUCUUUGUACUACGUUGCGCUGUCUCUGUUAAUUAAUAAAAAUAAGCUUAAUUUCUA
Molecule: messenger RNA, 681 nt
Organism: Ziziphus jujuba (common jujube)
Lineage: Eukaryota; Viridiplantae; Streptophyta; Magnoliopsida; Rosales; Rhamnaceae
Product: non-specific lipid-transfer protein 1
Exons: 2
Coding region: 97-450 (117 amino acids)
Biological process (GO): lipid transport
Cellular component (GO): membrane
Molecular function (GO): lipid binding
Source: RefSeq, a predicted model, not a curated record